Messenger RNA from Chiloscyllium plagiosum (whitespotted bambooshark), 1501 nucleotides. RefSeq names its product non-selective voltage-gated ion channel VDAC1. NCBI's taxonomy places the organism in Eukaryota, Metazoa, Chordata, Chondrichthyes, Orectolobiformes, Hemiscylliidae. Gene Ontology annotation, biological process: monoatomic anion transmembrane transport. The record is from RefSeq and is a predicted model, not a curated record. Gene Ontology annotation, cellular component: mitochondrial outer membrane. Gene Ontology annotation, molecular function: voltage-gated monoatomic anion channel activity.
GUCCCGCGCAUGUGCAGUAGCCCUUUCGCUCUCGGUCACUGGCUGCUCCUGUGUCGUUCGGUUGGAAAUUGGGAAGCCUCCCUCCCGGUCGGUGUGUGCGCUCUUCAGAGAUAAAAUGGAAAUUCCACCAACUUAUGCAGAUCUUGGAAAAGCAGCCAGAGAUGUUUUUACCAAAGGUUAUGGAUUUGGUCUAAUAAAACUUGACUUGAAAACAAAGUCAGAAAAUGGACUGGAAUUCAUAAGCUCAGGUGCUGCCAACAUGGAUACAGGAAAAGUCACCGGGAGUCUGGAAACAAGGUUCAAGUGGGUGGAUUAUGGACUGACAUUCACUGAAAAAUGGAACACUGAUAAUACUUUGGGAACUGAAAUUACCAUUGAAGACCAGCUUGUGCAAGGCUUGAAGAUUGGAUUUGACUCUUCAUUUUCACCAAAUACUGGAAAGAAAAGUGGAAAAAUCAGGACUGGUUACAAAAGGCAGCACAUCAACCUGGGACUCGAUGUUGACUUUGACAUUGCUGGGCCUGCUAUACGUGGAGCCUUUGUGUUUGGUUUUGAUGGCUGGUUAGCAGGAUAUCAGAUGACCUAUGAAACUGCAAAAUCUAGAGUCUCGCAAAGUAACUUUGCUGUUGGUUACAGGACAGAAGAAUUCCAGCUCCACACAAAUGUGAAUGAUGGUACAGAAUUUGGAGGCUCUAUUUAUCAAAAAGUCAGCGAAAAUCUUGAAACUGGCAUCAGUCUAGCUUGGACAGCUGGGAAUAGCAACACUCGAUUUGGUAUUGCAGCAAAAUACAUGAUUGAUAAUGAUGCAACAUGCUCGAUUAAAGUGAACAAUUCGAGUCUCAUUGGACUUGGAUACUCUCAAAUGCUGAAACCAGGCAUUAAGUUAAACCUUUCAGCCCUGCUGGAUGGCAAGAAUAUUAAUGCUGGUGGACAUAAACUUGGUCUUGGAUUUGAGUUUGAAGCAUAAUCCUGGAAAUGGGAGAAACCUACAAUCAGCAAAUCCCAAAUAUUUUCCACUGUAGUGACCCGAAGAAUCUGCUGUUCACACUUUUUUUUUGUUGAGCCAGGUGUCCAAACAAUGUUGUAAAACCGAAUUGUGUUCUCCAGACAUUAUCCUUUGAAGAACAGAAUGCGUUACCAAAACAUGUCAUUAUGACUAUUUAUUGUAUCCCUUAGCUACUUGAAAUUCACCUGUACAUGUCUUUUUUUCCCCCUGGUGAAGACUGGUUGUAUGUGGCGUAAAAACAAAUUACACACUUCAUUGCUGUUGGUUGAAAUUGUGGUUCCCUAAUCCAUGCACCAGCUGUAAAAGUUGAUGCAGCAAAGCCAUGUGGAGAGAUUUGUAUGUUUCCAGCUGGCAUUUGUGAUGGUUGGGCUUAAUGGAAAGUUUAAAAAAAAAACGCAAACACACAAAAGAAAUUUAGUGUACAGUCUUUUUGAAAAAUUGCCUGUUGUACAGCUCUUUGCUUGAAAUAAUAAAUACUGUCUUCCAUGUUCUGGG